Messenger RNA from Piliocolobus tephrosceles (Ugandan red Colobus), 706 nucleotides. RefSeq names its product IQ domain-containing protein F5-like. The transcript has 3 exons. NCBI's taxonomy places the organism in Eukaryota, Metazoa, Chordata, Mammalia, Primates, Cercopithecidae. The coding region runs from base 101 to 691 and encodes 196 amino acids. Gene Ontology annotation, molecular function: calmodulin binding. The record is from RefSeq and is a predicted model, not a curated record.
GAGAAGUACAGACCUGAGUAUAAUGGAGACCUCUAGCCUCUAAUCAUGGGCACUGAAGGGGAUUGCAGACUUGAAGGGGUUGACCAACUACCUGCAAGUCAUGGGCAUUCAAUGUUCUGUAAGAGACAGCCAGUUCACCCAAAGAUGCAGGCAGGGGGAGAAGGAUGGCCGUGUUCGCCAAACCAUAAUGGAAGAUGAUAAUGAAACCACACUGUCGAAACAAAUGGAGUGGGAGAAAAUGCCUCCUCCCCGCAAACCAAAGCCACCUGGCGACAUUGAACUGGCCUCCACGAAAAUCCAGGCCUGGUGGCGGGGCACGCUGGUGCGACGCACACUACUGCACGCGGCCCUCAGAGCUCUGAUCAUUCAGUGCUGGUGGAGGCAGGUGCUGGCAAGGCUGCAGGCGAAGAGGCGGCGGGCGGCGCUGGAGCUCUGCGCAGGGCAGCUAUGGGCAGCAGUCAGGCUGCAGUCCUGGGUCCGCAUGUGGCGUGUCCGCCGUCGUUACUGUCGUUUGCUCAAUGCUGUCCGCAUCAUCCAGGUCUACUGGCGCUGGAGAAGUUGCCAUACCCGUGGCUUUUUCCAUGGCAGCUAUGAGCUCACAACAAGCCAGCUGAGCCUUGAGCUUGACAUCUUCCUGGGAUCACAGAUUUGCCGAAUUACAGACUGCAUCCCCUUCCCAAUAAAGAACUGACCAGGUCUGCUCCAA